Salvia hispanica is the source of this 1037-nucleotide messenger RNA. Its product is annotated as vesicle-associated membrane protein 721-like. Lineage: Eukaryota; Viridiplantae; Streptophyta; Magnoliopsida; Lamiales; Lamiaceae. Gene Ontology annotation, biological process: vesicle-mediated transport. The record is from RefSeq and is a predicted model, not a curated record. Gene Ontology annotation, cellular component: membrane.
CAUUUCAAAAUACAAAAUCUAAGGAAAGCCGAAGAGAGAGAGAGGUUUCUCUUUCUUGAAAUUCAACUAAAGUGAUCCAUCUCGAGAUUAAGAAAGGAAUUUAUACGGUUGAGAAGAAGAAGUGAAGAACCCUAAAUUAGCGCUGCAAAUCGAAUUAGGCCGUUGAAAAUGGGGCAAAACAGCCGGAAGACGCUGAUUUACGCGCUGGUGGCGCGCGGAACGCCGCCGGUGGUGCUGGCGGAGUACACCGAGUUCAGCGGCAACUUCAAUUCCAUAGCCUAUCAGUGCCUCCAGAAGCUUCCUGCCUCCAACAACAAGUUCACCUACAACUGCGACAAUCACACCUUCAAUUACCUCGUCCACGACGGAUUCACAUACUGUGUCGUUGCUGAAGAGUCAGCUGGAAGGCAGCUUCCGAUGGCUUUUCUAGAACGCAUAAAGGACGAGUUUGUAGCAAAAUACGGUGGUGGAAAGGCUGCGACAGCUCCUGCAAACGGGCUUAACAAAGAAUUUGGACCGAAGUUGAAGGAACAAAUGCUAUACUGCAGCGAGCACCCCGAGGAGAUUAGCAAAUUUGCAAAGGUCAAGGCUCAGGUUUCAGAAGUGAAAGGUGUUAUGAUGGAAAACAUCGAGAAGGUUCUAGAUCGUGGUGAGAAGAUCGAGCUUCUAGUGGAUAAGACCGAGAAUCUUCAUCAUCAGGCCCAGGACUUCAGAACCACCGGAACACAAAUCAGGAGAAAAAUGUGGCUGCAAAACAUGAAGAUCAAGCUGAUCGUUUUGGCGAUUAUCGUCGCGCUGAUCCUCAUAAUCGUCCUCUCUGUGUGCAAUGGGUUCAAGUGUUGAGAAAUCGAUCUCUGCUGGGAAGAUUAUGCAUCAUCACACAUCCAUUUUGUAUAAAGCAGUAAAAACUAUACCAUGUUUGGUAGGAGAGAACUCUUUUCGAGUUUUUAGGCCAUUUUAAAUAACUACUACUAUGAUCUUAUAUGCUGUGACUCCUAACGCCAAUUUUAUUUGAUAACAUAUCCGGUUUAUGCAAA